GUUGAUACCUUUAUCAAUAAUGCCACUCAUCUCUUGAGUGCGUAUCCGUCGUCUACGGUGUCAAUCACUUAUACCAAGUCCAAGACCAAGCCGGGUAAUAUCACCAAGUUUAAAGUAUAUAAUCCACGAUCCAAUAAAAGCCUUAAAUAUAAAACCAAUAAAAUUAAAGAAUUUUCCAGGUUAUUAACAUUUUUAGGACCAAAUGGGGUUAAUAUUGAACUGAAACAUUCGGUUGGGUUAUCUAGUUUAAUGAGUAAUAAAAAAUUUGAA
This is a messenger RNA of Hyphopichia burtonii NRRL Y-1933, 270 nucleotides long. Its product is annotated as signal recognition particle subunit. The annotation marks the transcript as partial. The record is from RefSeq and is a predicted model, not a curated record. The transcript has a single exon. NCBI's taxonomy places the organism in Eukaryota, Fungi, Ascomycota, Pichiomycetes, Serinales, Debaryomycetaceae.